AUGUCACCAAUUAUCUUCAAGAAAGCUGGCCAUAACCCAGACCUCUAUUUCCAUGUCUUUAAUCAAGACUUUUUCGUCAAUUCGGUGGUACUGAAGAUGAACUGUCGCUUCUUCAGAACCUUUCUCGACCCAUCCGGUGGAAAGAAGCCACAUUCUACUCUUCCUGAGUUCUCCAGCGAGUGGUUCACUCGUAUUGAAGAUGUAGUUGAGGGAAAGAAAUUUCGCUCUUGGUCUCUAAUCUUCGAAAAAUUCCUCUGUGCCGUGUUUGGGCGGUCAUAUCAUUUACAGAAUGCUGUAGAGUUGGCUACUCUAAUAGAUAUGGCAAGAUACUAUGGUGCUCUUCCAACAGUCACGGAGACUAUCUGCGCCGCCGUCCUUAGAAGUUCUACUUUCGCCGAGAGCAUGUUCAAAGAUCCACACAGUGUUCUCGCGUCUGCAAAGACUCUCCGCAAUUAUAUGCUCUUCAAGGACAGCCUCAUACUCUCUUUAGGACCUUGGUCCGCACCCAAAUAUCGAGAUUUCGCUGAUGUGGAAUUGUUUCGAGCUGCCGAUUCACUCCACUCAAGUAUCUGUGCCAGUCUCGACGAGACCCAAAGAAAUAUAUUCCAAGCCAUGGCGAAGGGUAAUCAAACUUCACAGAUUCAAUACGAACGAUACCAAAUUACACCUGUUCUACCAGCUUACUACAGACUUUGUCUGGAAAUCAAUUUCGUUCCGGAGGAAAUGGGAUCGGAAAUCCGCGAUCAUAUCAAGCCUAUAUUUAUCAACCACCUUCACUUAAUGCCUCAUGUUACCGCAGGGUCUAGCAAAUUCGAGGAUUACUUCCUCUGCAUCGAGGUUCCUGAUCAUAUCCUGCCAUGGGACCCAAAAGAAGAAGAAUGGUACAUCUAA
Molecule: messenger RNA, 891 nt
Organism: Mollisia scopiformis
Lineage: Eukaryota; Fungi; Ascomycota; Leotiomycetes; Helotiales; Mollisiaceae
Exons: 3
Coding region: 1-891 (296 amino acids)
Source: RefSeq, a predicted model, not a curated record